AUGGAAAUCAACGAAAUAGUCAACUUUCAACCAGGCACGGCUGAGAGUGAUCAACUACAUCGCUCUUCAAUUUCCAAUGAAAACAAUGAGAGUUAUGAUGAGAGCUCUGAUAAUUCAGACUCCUCUCAAAACCAAACCUAUCCUUUAUCAAGUUAUUGUGAAACCAAAGAUUUUAACGUCAUGGGUUUUGAAAAAAAUCCAGAGGUUCUAAACCUUUCAGUUUUCAAAACCAUAAGAUCAAAACGACCAAAAACUGCAAAAGACUUUAGAACAAAAAAACCUGGUUCUACGCGUGAAAAGAUUUUAAGUCUUCCUGCUCCAGGAAACUUUAUUCCUCUAACAAGAUCUUUUGAACAAGAAGAAAGUCAAGAAGCUAAAGUGCUUUGUGAACAGCCACCUCAGGGUUUAACAGCAGAUCAAGCAUCAACCUAUUACUUUUCUAAAAUUCUUUCCAAUGAAUCAUUCAAUAUCUUAGUUCAUUAUACUAAUAACUUUGCUGCAGCUAAUACCAAACCUGAUGAAUGGACACCGGUAACAAGGGGAGAAAUGAAAAUUUGGCUUGGCAUACUCAUCUAUAUGGGUAAUUUCAAUAUCAGCAACAGACGAUUAUUUUGGAAUUCUUCAAAAGAAAUGCCAUUACAUGAAAUGCGCGAGUAUAUGACAUAUGAUCGCUUUGAAGAAAUCUAUAAAUAUUUCCACAUUAGUGAUUAUUCAGAUUUUUUCCCUUGUGACAAUGAUGAUAGAAAAGAUUUCACUCAUAAUGAUCAGCUUGCUAUUCAAAGUGGAGCUGGUUCUUCAACAACUUGGGAAAAGUUUACACUGUUUGCCAGAGUUAUUAAAGAAAAUUCUCAAGCAGUUUUCCUUCCAGGUAAAAAUAUGAAUAUCGAUGAAAUGACAAUAGGAUUUAAAGGUCGAUCUCCUUUCUCUCAUUCAGACAACAAGUCUGGAUCACUCAAGAAGAGCUAUCGAACCGUCUCCCUCUGUCAUAAAGGAUAUACAUAUGAUUUUCUUUUCCAAUCUUCAGCUUCAGGGUUGCAAGGUGUUCCAGUUAGAGCCAACGAUGAAACGCAUUCCUUUUCUCCCACAUCUCGUGGUCUUUAUCAAAUGAUUUGUUCCUUACCUUUCCGCAAACACUUUUUUGUUAUUUACAUGGACCACACAUUUACCAACAGCGAACUUUUUGGCACUUUACGCAAGCUCGGAAUUGGAGCAAUGGGAACAGUUAGAUCAUCAAGCAAAAACUUUCCAGAAGAAAUUGAUGUUGAUAAACGAGAGGCAGGGAAAGUUUUAAAAUGGAACCACAUGAUUGGCAAGAUAGUAAAGCAAAAAGUUCCUGAGAUUACACGAGCCCCUGGAAGUCCCACCACAGGUGAAAAGCGUUCAGCUGAUCAAUCCAAAACUACUGAACAUGAGAUCAAUACUCUUGGUUGGAACGAUAAUAAUUUGGUAUAUCUCAUGACCACUGUCCAUGAGGCCAAUCAAAAUGACAAGGAUCCUAGAACUUAUAUUGUUCGCAAUCGCAAGAGGCCAACCUCAAAAAACUUUGAUUACGAUGUUCCUGUAGGAAGAAUAGCAAGUUUACCUGUUCCUAUUGUCAUGGAUGACUACGAUCAAGUAAUGAAGUCUGUUGGUAUUUUUGAUAUGUUGCGGUCAAACUAUUAUGUUUCUUCCAAGACAAGUCAAAAAUGGUUGCCUUUAUUUUUUUGGUUGUUGGAUACAUCUAUCAUUAACAGUUAUGUUUUAUUCAUUACCCAAAACCCUACAAAGAAUAAACAAAAUAUUCGAUUUAAUUACCGGUUCAAUCUUUCACAAGGGUUGCUGGAUCAAGGCAGAGCCGAAAUGGAACAAGAAGUUAGAGUUCCACUUGGCCAAAAUAUGCGCGACUUAAAGCUGUACAUUGGUGCCAAUACUCAAAGAAACUCAUUGCGGUUGACUCCAGGAGAUCAUAGCUUAGUGCCUAUGCCAUCCGGAAGACGGCCAUUUUGCGCAGAGUGCCGUUAUUCAAAGCACGAAAAACCUAAUGUUAACAUUAAGCGGACAAGUCAUUGGUGCAAGAUAUGCGAAGUACCUCUUUGCAAAGACUGUUCGUGUUACUAUCAUUCACUUUCCUAA
Molecule: messenger RNA, 2112 nt
Organism: Magnusiomyces paraingens
Lineage: Eukaryota; Fungi; Ascomycota; Dipodascomycetes; Dipodascales; Dipodascaceae
Exons: 1
Coding region: 1-2112 (703 amino acids)
Source: RefSeq, a predicted model, not a curated record